UUGUUACUACAAUGUACUUAUUUUUUGAUUACGGCGCCAUCGGCAUGAACCUGUGGCGCAUGCUCGAGAGAAAUAAAAAUGGUGUUCGACAAGAACGAGAAAGACACCAACGUGUUUUAUUCGAACCCCAAAAACAAAUCUUAAUAGGGCUUUAAGUAGCCAACAAAUUGGUCCUUCGAGCCGGAUUCAAGCAAAGUGCGAACCAGAUACAACAGGAUUCGGCGUUAAGGCAAGGUAGGCGUCAGUUUCCCGUAAAUUCCCAGUUUUCCAAGAUUACACAACCAAAAAUGUCUGACGAGCAGACCAAAGCAUUGCGUAGAAGUCGCGGUGACGUUAAAAGAAAUUUAACGCGUAUUAUCAAAUUCGUUGACACACACAACAAACCCGGGGACGAAAUCGCGGUUCAACAAAGGAUCCAUGAAUUGGAACCAUUGCUCGACAAGUUUAACGAUAUUCAGAAUCAAAUAGAAACUCUCAUCGACUUUGACAACGAUGACGCUGUUGAAAGGGAAGACAGCGAACGCGAAGAAUUUGAGUCUAAAUAUUACGAGACCCUCGCAAUGGCCACAAAUUUCGUAAAACCCCCAGUUGCUCAACAGGAGCGUUUUCAGGCUCGCUCGCCACCGAUCUCGCAGUGGGGCUCUUUUCAAACGGUUCAAGACGUUAAUCAAGAUAACAUAACCCAAAUUCCUAUUCAGCACACUGAUCGCGUAACAAUUCCUCAAAACUUAACCUCACAAUUUUCAAACUCGGUUCGGUUACCCAAAAUUGACUUGCCCACUUUCGACGGUGCAUACGAAAAAUGGUUAGCAUUCAGAGACAUGUUCAAUUCGCUCAUUCACUCAAAUCUCACGCUCCCAAAGGUUCAAAAAUUUCACUACUUGCGGUCUUCGCUAAAGGGCGAAGCGGCCAACAUUGUACAAUCACUUGAAGUUUGCGACGAAAGUUACGAUGCGGCAUGGAGUCUUUUAGAAGACAGAUAUGACAACAAACGUUUAAUAAUCAACAAUCAUCUCAAAGGAAUCACAAAUAUUACUCCAUUACUAAAGGAAUCGAGCAGUGGCUUACGAAGCCUGCUCGACAAUCUGUCAAAAAACCUGCGCGCUUUAAAAGUUCUCAAACAACCAGUUGAGUAUUGGGACACCAUCAUUGUAUUUUUAGUAGUACAAAAGUUAGAUCCUACCACUAGACGCGAAUGGGAGAAAGAAGUUUCUUCCAGAGACUAUCCAUCAACUUCCGAAUUGGAAAAAUUUCUGCGUAAACGAUGCGAACUAUUCGAGACAAUUGAAAUGAGUAAACAAUCAUCCAAUUUAAAUCGCACAUCCUCAGUUCCAAUUAGUCACAAUCCAAAGCCAUCAAGUCGAUCUCUAGCAACUACAACCAAAGAAGAUGUUUGUCACUUAUGCAGCGAAUUUCAUCGUGUCUAUAACUGCCCCCAAUUUCGAAAAAUGUCUGUUUCGGAGCGCACAAACGAAGUAAAACGACUCAAGCUCUGCCUAAAUUGUUUCGGAUCUAAUCACAUGGCAACUAAUUGUCGUGGAAGCGGUUGUCGUAUAUGUAAUCAACGUCAUAGUACCUUAUUGCACACCAAUCUAAAACAAACUAACGCUACUGAACAACCAGUAACAACGUCGUCGACCGACACAGUCUCAACUAAAUCUGCGACCACAGUCAACACGCAUAUUUUCUUCGCAAAUCAGGUAUUGUUAUCCACAGCCCUAGUAUUCGUUCAGGGAAAAAAUCAGAAUCACUAUCUAUGUCGAGUUUUACUAGAUAGCGGAUCUCAAUCGAAUUUCAUUACGGAAAGCAUGUGCAAAAAACUGGGUAUAAAGCGUGACCCAGUUGACAUAUCCAUAUCAGGGUUGAAUGAAGUAAAGUCCACAGUCACAUCAAAGGCCAAACUAACAAUACAAUCAUGCGUCAGCGGAUUUUCGGCACUCAUCGAAUGUCUCAUUGUUACCAAGAUCACAAAUUCUCUGCCCGAAGUAUCGUUUUCAACUUCACAAUUGAACAUUCCCAAAAACGUCAUAUUAGCAGAUCCAGAAUUCAACAUAAGCAGCCCAAUUGACAUGCUAAUCGGAGCAGAACUGUUCUACGAACUCCUAUCAAUAGGUCAAAUACGCAUUCCCGAGGGACCCAUGCUUCAAAAGACCGUGCUGGGAUGGGUGCUCUCAGGGAAAUCAGACACUGUCAAGCAACGAAGACAAACAAAGAGUUUUCUUAUCUACUCUGACGCUGAACGGGACAUAAACAAAUUUUGGGAAAUAGAAGAAAUCAAAGGUAGAAAGCCGUGGUCACAGGAAGAAACACUCUGCGAAAAACAUUUCGUAGAAAACACUGAGAGGGACAAGAAAUCAGGCAAAUUUAUUGUAAAAUUGCCCUUUAACGAGAAAAUAACAUCCUUGUUUGAUACCGGGAAAGUUGCAGAGAAACGAUUCAUAUCUCUCGAGAAAAGGCUAGAAAAGGAUCUCAAAUUGCGUGAGAAAUACCAAAAAUUCAUGCGAGAAUAUGAAGACUUGGAACAUAUGCAAGAAAUCAAAACCAUGACCGAUGAAACAAAUAAUAAUGGUUAUUAUCUCCCACACCAUCCAGUAGUAAACGACAAACAAGACAAAAUACGAGUUGUCUUCGAUGGUUCUGCACAGACAGAUUGCGGUCUGUCACUAAAUGAUUGUCAAAUGGUAGGCCCAACUAUUCAGAAUGAGUUGCUCUCUAUCAUCUUAAGGUUUAGAAAAUACCCAUAUGUUUUAACCGCAGAUAUCGAGAAAAUGUACCGCAUGGUAUUGAUGCACCCAGACUUUCAUCGAUAUCAGAGAAUUUACUGGAGAAAUCAAAGUGACGAAGAAAUGAAGACCUACGAGUUAACAACGGUGACGUAUGGUACUUCCGCAGCAGCAUUUUUAGCUAUCAGAUGCCUAUAUCAAGUGGCGCUUGAUCUCAAGUCUGAUGAUCCAGAACUCAGCAAGGUAAUCGAGAAUGACUUUUAUGUUGACGAUUUGAUGACGGGUGCUCAAUCGAUGGAGGCUGCAAUGGAAUUAAAGGAUAGACUAUGCAAGGCACUAAACCAGGUGGGAUUCAAUUUGACAAAAUGGCGCACCAACUUUGAUCAUGUUCCUGAAGAAACGGAAACGAUUAUGUUGGGAGACAACGAAUCCAAGAAGCUCGGGAUAUUAUGGAACUCGCGCCAAGACACAAUAAACUAUGAAAUUGUCUUGGGUGAACCACCAAGAUCGACAACCAAACGCGUAAUUCUUUCCGAGGUUUCAAAAAUAUUUGAUCCAUUAGGUCUUCUGGGACCAGUAGUAAUCAAGGCAAAAAUCCUUAUGCAAAAACUAUGGAGUUUAAAAUUGGACUGGGACGAAUCGGUACCAAUUGAAAUUUACACGGAGUGGAUAAAAAUACGUCAAGAUCUCACUGCGCUAAAUAGUAUUUCUAUUCCACGAUGUGUGAUAGCAAUAGCAAGAUCUUCAAUAGAAUUGCACGGCUUUUCGGAUGCUUCUGAACGAGCCUACGGUGCUGUAAUGUAUAUUCGCACUCGAGACCCAAACCAAGAUAAUUGGUCUACAAAAUUACUCUGCGCGAAAUCAAAGGUCGCGCCGCUCCAUAACUUAUCUUUGCCCAGACUGGAGCUUUGUGGAGCAUUGAUACUUGCAAGGCUUUUCGAUAAGGUAAUCUCAUCAAUGGAUGUGAACUUUGACGGUCAUUAUUUGUGGUGUGAUUCCACCAUCGUUUUAAAUUGGUUAAACUCUCCUCCGUCAAGAUGGAAAACUUUCAUAGCUAACAGGGUUAGCGAGAUUCAAAACCUAACACAAAACGCAAAAUGGCAACAUGUUCCUUCAAAUGACAACCCUGCUGACUUAUUAUCACGCGGCAUAUAUCCAAGUGAGUUGAGUAGUUGUGAAAUGUGGUUCUCAGCGUCUCCAUGGCUGCAACUCGAUGAAGAACAUUGGCCAGAUCAGCCAAAUAUAUAUCUCAGCAAUGUACCCGAACAAAAGACGAACACAAUUAGUCUGACCAAUACUGAUACAUCAGAUGACUUGUUCUAUAAAUGGUCAUCAAUCAGUAAGACGAAACGAAUCCUUUCAUGGGUUAAACGAUUUAUCCAUAACUCAAAGAAUAAGCCGGAAGAUAGACGAAAUGGACCCUUAUCUGUCGAAGAGCUAGAAGAUAGUCUGAGAUAUCUUCUUAAAACUGCACAAUCACAAUUCUUCCACCAGGAAAUAUCAACUCUUUCAAAAGGCUUCUCCAUUCCCUCCAACAGCAGUUUGAAAUCGCUUCAACCAUUUCUUGACAGUCACGGAAUUCUUAGGGUUGGAGGUAGGCUAGUGAACGCAGAAAUCGAUUACAAUCAAAAACAUCCCAUAAUACUGCCCGAUAGACAUCAAUUGACCAAGAUGAUCUUCGAAGAUGAGCACAAGCAGCAAAUGCAUUGUGGGGCUCAAGCUCUAUUAAAUACGCUCCGCCAACGAUACUGGCCGUUAAGAGGAAGAUGCCUGGCGCGUCAGACCGUUCACAAAUGCGUCCGGUGCUUUCGAGCAAAACCUCCAGAUUCUAACUAUUUAAUGGGAUCACUCCCUGCAUGUCGCGUAACUCCGGCGCCCCCAUUUUUUAGAACAGGAGUUGAUUACGCAGGUCCUAUCAUGAUUAGGAAUAAGCGAGGUCGCGGUUCUUCUCUAGUAAAGGCAUACAUUUGCGUAUUUGUUUGUCUGACCACACGAGCCAUCCACCUAGAGGCGGUUAGCGAUUUAACCACUCAAUGCUUUUUACAAACUUUACGACGAUUUGUGGCCAGACGAGGAAAACCUCGAGUAAUUUACUCUGACAAUGGUUCAAAUUUUGUUGGAGCUUCCUCUGAAUUACAGCGACUUUACAAUUUUAUUCGCAGUAAAUCAAAUUUUGAUGUAAUUCAAACUAGUCUUGCCAAUGAUUCCAUUUCAUGGAUAUUCAUUCCAGCCAAUAGUCCUAACUGGGGAGGUUUAUGGGAAGCGGGAGUAAAAAGUGUUAAAUUUCACUUAAAACGAGUUUUAGGCAAUGCUAACUUGGUAUUUGAAGACCUUUGCUCGGUCCUAUGUCAGAUUGAAUCGAUCCUAAACUCCCGUCCACUCAGUCCUCUUUCCAACGAUCCAAAUGACAUGACACCACUGACGCCUGGGCACUUCUUAAUUGGAAGACCAUUAACUACGAUUCCCAGUGACAAUCACCUCGACACUCCUAUGAAGCGCCUGAAUCGCUUCGAAUAUCAAGAAAAAAUAUGUCAAGACUUUUGGCAAAGGUGGCAUCAGGAGUACUUGAGUUAUCUGCAGCAGCGAAAGAAAUGGACACAAUCCACGAGACAAAUACGUCCCGGCGAUCUGGUGGUGAUCAGAGACCAAAACCUUCCCCCAAUGCGCUGGAAGAUGCGACGCGUCGAAGAGGUCUACCCAAGCCCCAGCGACGGCGUAGUGCGUGUUGCUAGUGUGAGAUGUGCGGGAAAAAUAGUGAAAAGAGCCUGUAAUCGUUUAUGUGUUUUACCGCUCGACGACGAAUGACUUCUUGAUUGAAGACAAUUUUGUUUAUAUUGAACGCAACAACCUUUAUGUUACAUUUUUUUUUUUUUUUUGCCAGUCUUGAAUUAUUUUUCAUUUGCUUUCUUUUGUGUUUAUUGAAAGUUGUACCUUUCAAGGCGGGCGGUUUUGUUACUACAAUGUACUUAUUUUUUGAUUACGGCGCCAUCGGCAUGAACCUGUGGCGCAUGCUCGAGAGAAAUAAAAAUGGUGUUCGACAAGAACGAGAAAGACACCAACGUGUUUUAUUCGAACCCCAAAAACAAAUCUUAAUAGGGCUUUAAGUAGC
Tribolium castaneum (red flour beetle) is the source of this 5832-nucleotide messenger RNA. RefSeq lists its product as uncharacterized. The transcript has a single exon. Lineage: Eukaryota; Metazoa; Arthropoda; Insecta; Coleoptera; Tenebrionidae. Gene Ontology annotation, biological process: DNA integration. The record is from RefSeq and is a predicted model, not a curated record. Gene Ontology annotation, molecular function: nucleic acid binding. The coding region runs from base 288 to 5528 and encodes 1746 amino acids.